UUUACCACACCCUUACGGACGCCACUCCCCAAGCGGCUCCGGUCACAGCUGCUGGGCCAGCAUUCCCUGAUUUGUGAAGACGCAGACCUGUCAGACGCAGAGAAAGUGUAUGCUGAAUGUGGCCAGCAGCGGCCUCUGCCCUGGGAAGAGUGCAUUCUCCCCCAGCGUAUGAAGCAGUGUCUGAAGAUUGGAGAGGGCACCUUUGGGGAAGUCUUCUCCACCAACAACAAAUCAGGAGACACCGUCGCCCUCAAAAUCAUUCCAGUAGAGGGAAGCGAGAAGGUGAACGGAGAGGACCAGAAGACCUUUGGAGAGAUUCUCCAUGAAAUUAUUAUCUCUAAGGAGCUGAGCAGCCUCAAAGAGAAGCAGCACAACCAGACCCACGGUUUUAUUGGACUCAAAGAUCUUCACUGUGUUCAAGGCUGCUACCCUGCAGAUUUCCUGAAUGCAUGGGACACAUUUGACCAACAGAAAGGCUCAGAGAACGACAGACCAGAUUUCUUUGAAAAUGACCAAAUAUUCAUAAUCCUGGAGUUUGAGUUUGGCGGAAUCGACUUGGAGAACAGCAAUGGAAUGUUGGCAUCUUUAGCGGUGGCAAAGAGCAUCCUUCACCAGGUUACUGCUGCCUUGGCUGUUGCUGAGCAGGAGCUUCACUUUGAACACAGGGACCUGCACUGGGGAAACGUGCUGGUCAAAACAACCAAGCAGAAGACAGGGAGCUUCCUCAUCAAUGGAACGACCCACUCUCUGGAAACCAGAGGGGUGCUGGUCCGCAUCAUUGACUAUUCUCUCUCCAGACUAGAAAUCGAUGAUUUGACGGUGUCCUGUGACAUCUCAAAUGAUGAAGAGCUCUUCAUGGGACAGGGAGACUACCAGUUUGAGAUCUACAGACUCAUGAGACAGGAAAACGGAAAUAACUGGGCUGCUUACCACCCUCAUACCAACGUACUGUGGCUCCACUACCUUUGUUCCAAGCUGCUUUCCAUGAAGUACCGCGGCUCAGGGGGGAGGAGCGCCAAGGACGUGCGAGAGGAGCUGACUGGUUUCUAUGACAAUGUCCUCCAGUACAGUUCAGCCACAGAGGCGUUGCAGAGCUGCCCCAUGUUCCAGUAGCACGAGGAUUCAACGCGAAGUGUGAGGAAGCUCACACAGAGACCGUUUUCUGCACGAAGAGGGUGCAAUGUUUCUUCACGCUCGUCCUCUGUUAAGUUAAGACAGUGUUCCCAGUUGACGCGCCGGCACAGAAGAGUUACUUAGAGUGCAGUGCAGACAAUGCUGUCAUAAAACAAGGCUCAUUAAAAAGACUGAAGAUUAUAUAUUGGUGGUCAGUGGAGCUUCUUUAUGUUGUUAUUCUAAUAAAUCCAUUCACUUGU
Pelmatolapia mariae (spotted tilapia) is the source of this 1373-nucleotide messenger RNA. It is a transcript of the gene haspin, whose product is annotated as histone H3 associated protein kinase. The annotation marks the transcript as partial. Lineage: Eukaryota; Metazoa; Chordata; Actinopteri; Cichliformes; Cichlidae. Gene Ontology annotation, biological process: mitotic cell cycle; intracellular signal transduction; protein phosphorylation. Gene Ontology annotation, molecular function: ATP binding; histone H3T3 kinase activity. The transcript has 10 exons. The record is from RefSeq and is a predicted model, not a curated record. Gene Ontology annotation, cellular component: nucleus; cytoplasm.